CACUUGUCCUAAGUUGUCCGCAGACCCGCACUUCAACUUCGAACAUCAGACACAGUACGCGUUACCCAGAGACGAGCAAUAAAUAAAUUUUGAUAAACAGUAUUAGGUCGUGAUGGAAAAAGAACACCAGCCAGACUCGAUGGCUACAAUAACUAUGAAGCCGGAAUAUCCGCCUUCUGAAGUAUACAGCACAUCAGAACCGCCACCGGCUUAUCGGCACAGGGUGUCAACUUCGGUCCAGAUCGCGAAGAUUGCAGCAUUAACAGUGGUCGCUUCCUCCUUCAUCUUGGGAACCUUUAUAUUGGCUUCGAGUUGGGUAGCAGCUCGAUCAUCAUGCCAUCAGCUAGAGCAGCUGGAUGCAAUGCUCGACAAAGAACUCGCUUUGGAAGGCAGAGCCUACGGAAAUGAUGCCCUGGUAGCGGAUGAGCCUUUGCCACUAGCAAAUGCCCACGCUUUGCAUGGAGUACCGCCCACGCUGUCUUCAGUGUUACCUGAGACGAGCCAGCCGUCAUCUUCACGACCCAGCCUCUUCAAAGACGACGCACUCAACCAUGCCGAGUCCAAAAUAAACGAAGACAAAUUGCAGAAAAUUGACGACGAUAAGAAUGACUCACCAAACUCGAGUGAUGAGAGUCCUGAGUCCGACAGUUCUGCUGAAGAAGACGACGAACUUGAAGCGAUCAGACCGAUGUUCAAAUUGCCUAUUCAGUUUGACCUUGAUGAGUUGGCGGGCGCUUUCUUAGCAAACAACCAAAAAGGCCGUAUGAACUGCGUGGUGGAGCGUCGUAACGACGACCCCAUGGAGAGACGUUUUCCCUUCAACAUUCUAGGCGCGUUCGCUCCCCGCAGCGCUCAUGCCGAACGCGUAGCCAUCAUCUGCCACGGAGGAGAUGAGCCCAGGGCAAUCAAUUUCCCGGAGCCACAGUCCCAGGUAUUUGCCUUCCCGUUGACCGGUCCAGUACGCCUCCCUCUGCGUCCUCAGCCAGAGACACCUUCCGGUCCUGAACCCAGGAUGCCUUUUGGACCUGGUUCUGACGCUAGAAUGCCACCUUUCGCACAAGCUCCUGAACAAAGAAUGCCGCCCUUCGCACAAGCUCCUGAACAAAGAAUGCCGCCCUUCGCACAAGCUCCUGAACAAAGAAUGCCGCCCUUCGCUCCACUAGGACCGAUGGCACCAGUUAGCCGCCAGGCGUCCUUCCCGCUGCCGAUGCCAUGGGAAUCGUCUGAAGAGCAAACGGGAGGUCCCCGCGAGAUGCGUAUCCACGUGCAACGCGUUAUUGCAAUCCCGGCACCGCACAAUAUGCCCCAAGCACCCGAACCCGACAUGGGACCUUUUGCGCCUCCUCCACCGCCACCCCAACAAGACCAGAACGAGCAACAAACUAUCGUCCACCAAUUCGUGCCGCAGACAGCUCCUACUCAAGAAAUGGAACAACCUGAGGGCCAGAAGGCGCAGGACGGUGCCCCGGUGCAGAUGAGUCUCCCGUGGGGCUUGACCCCGGCCGACCUGCAUGCGAUACACCGCUCCGCUCAGCAUGCAAUCGACCAGUCACGCCGUGAACAACAAAUGGACAACGACAUGCAGGAAGUGAAAACUAUCGUGAACACAUUAGCAGCGGCGGCGGAAGCGGAAGCUGAAGCGGAGGCGGGAGCACAAGAGGGACCGCGCGCCGAGACCCCACGAGCUCAGCGCACGCUCCUUCUGCCUCAGGAACAACACGACAUUGACGAGAGGCCACAUUAUAUGCAGCCUCGCUCAGUUCGCAGCGUCGAUUCGAUGCUGGAGGGCGGGAAACGCGUGAAGCGCUGUGCUUGCAAAUGUGCCUAGAGUCUGCUCUAGAUUAUAUAACAUCGGCUCGCGAUCGCACAGCGGGCCUCCGUCUCCAAUCUACAAUCUCAAACAUUUGUAACAACAUUCAAUACAUAUAGAUUUCAAAAUAAAAUUCUAGCUCUACUAACGAUGUAUAGUUGUAUAAUAAGCUAAAGUGCUUGGGGAAUAGUGUUUGGGAAUAGUUUUUAUUAAUUGUUAAAUAUUUAUAAAUUUUAUACAUUCGUUUAUCGUGAAAAUAUAUGUACAUUUGUUAAUAAAAUUUAAAAAAUAAUAAUUUGAAUCGACCGCAGACGUAUAAGACAAAUACAUAUUUUUAGUUGACAUAUAAUUAAAUCCUAAAUUACAAAAGUUGGUGGUUCAGGUAAAUUUAUUAAAGUGUAAUUUUCAUCUUGAAGAUUGUGACCCUAAAUUAAAUUUCAUUAGUUAUACGGAA
Molecule: messenger RNA, 2264 nt
Organism: Bombyx mandarina (wild silkworm)
Lineage: Eukaryota; Metazoa; Arthropoda; Insecta; Lepidoptera; Bombycidae
Gene: Msr-110
Product: DUF3736 domain-containing protein Msr-110
Source: RefSeq, a predicted model, not a curated record